AUGCGAACCGUGUCAAAUGCCUGUGAUCCGGAAGAGAUCUUUUCCGAAUCCCUUCGCUAUCGUCUGCAUUCUGCACUCGUUUCACUUGCCACAAAAUCGGCUAAACACGAUCAGACCUAUUGUAGCCGCCAAGGAAUUGAUGGCGUUAUGGUCAUAAUGAAGCAGGGUACACAGGCUCUUGCCGAUCAGCUCAAACAGAAGUGGGCCAACGACCCGCAAUGCCAGAACCUGGUCGUGUUUCUGUACUCGGACGCCGACCGGAAGUUGUACAUGUCCGGGGAGGCGAAAUCGGGAUUGUCCCAAUCCGACUUUGACGCCGCGCUGAACGCCCAUAUUCAGCAACUCCAACACCCAUCAGAUUCCAAUGAAGCGGCCAUUGCGAUUGCUGGGGUUUUGAAAGAUAUCGGUGACAAAAAAUGGGCCGACUACGGCGGAAGCCAUCCCUCCCAACCGCUCGCCCAUUUCGGAAAAAGCACACCUCUGAGCUCGUCUCUAAAAAUGGGGAUGCGACUGCUUUUCCACAUUGAUCCGAAUGAUCGCCCGAAUUUUGACGAGGUCUUGCUGAAGAAUUUGGUGUCGCAGAUCGCCGGCAGAAAGGUGGCCGUCAUCUCGGUAGUAGGAGGUUUUCGCGAGGGAAAGUCAUUUUUUGACAACAUCUUGCUAAAAGCCCUGCAAGCCGGAAAGGCCGCCUUCCGUCCUGAUGAAACCAUUGGAGGCACCGCCGGGAUCGAGUUCAAAAACGGUCCAGAGCGCCACACGAUUGGGAUACAAGUCUGGGAUCAGAUUUUUGUGAGAAAGGACACUUCCGGUAAUGAGGUAGCAGUGCUGCUACUGGAUACCCAAGGGAUGUUCGACACGCAGAGUCAGCUAAAGCACUCCACCAUCAUUUUCAUGAUUUCGCUGAUGUUGUCAUCGCAUUUUAUCUUCAACAAAAACGGCUACCUCAACGCCCAUGAUCUCGUCGAUAUGAACGUCUUUGUCGAAAUGAGCCAGACGGGGAAACAGAAAGUUGGACAGCAUCUGUAUUUUCUGAUGCGUAACUGGGGCGGUGAUGGUGACGGAUUCGCUCCGCAAUAUCUGGAGCAAAUUCGGAACGCCUCCAGCCGCACCGACGACCUGAAGGACAAGAUUUCCGGGGUCUUCCAGGCGUUUGAUAGGGUUGAAUGCUACACAGUUCCGGCUCCCGGCGGAGCAGUUACGCGAGCUAAUGGAUCGAUUAAAGCUUCAGAUUGCGACCAGGAUUUCCUCAACCAUCUCUGCCAGUUCGCCAACCACGUCGUCGCGAAUGUCGAGCCCCGACGAGUUCUGGGAGCUCAAUUAGCCGGAGGAGCUUUUGAAGCUUAUGUCAAGAACGUACUCAACCACGUGACGGCCAACAGCGCACUUUGCGUCAACAACGCUUUGCAGGCUACGAUCGACUAUAGUCUACGUUUGGCAAAGGACAAGGCAAUGGCCCAGUUCAAUGCUCAGCUGCCUACAGCCAUCGCACUAAUGGGAGGCGAUGGCACCGCUGAUACCACACUUAACGCCAGACUAGCCACAAUUUGCGCCGAGGCCCAAAACCUGGCGGCACUGAAAAAGGAAUUUGAGCACAAAUGCAAUGAGAUAAGGGCGCAGAAUAGCGAGAAGCGUCGCCAGCAUGAGCAGCGGGAAGCCACCAGGAAGCAGUUGGAAGCGCUCGAGAUACAGCGAAAGCAGGAAAAAGACCGCGCCGAUGCGGAGCGGAAACGCGCUGAACAAGCGCUGCUAGAAAAACGUCAGACCGAAGAAAGGCUCGAGAGGGAACGACGUGAAGCCACGGAGCGUCAGAUGCAACAAUUCCACGAUAUGCAACUUCGCGAGCGAGAGUUGCGCCAGGAACAGUUGCAAAUGUUCAUGAUGCAGCAGCGCCUAUGUCAACCAGUUUAUGCCAACUGGGGUGGAGGUUAUGAGCCCGAAGAACCGGUGCGCAGAGGGCCGGGUCGUCCGCCGGGCAGUAAGAACAAGCCGAAAGUGGAUCCGCCAAAACGCGGUCCUGGUCGCCCACCAGGCAGCAAGAACAAGCCAAAG
Messenger RNA from Mesorhabditis spiculigera, 2049 nucleotides. The record is from the annotation of a GenBank genome assembly. NCBI's taxonomy places the organism in Eukaryota, Metazoa, Nematoda, Chromadorea, Rhabditida, Rhabditidae.